Pristis pectinata (smalltooth sawfish) is the source of this 2541-nucleotide messenger RNA. It is a transcript of the gene gpaa1, whose product is annotated as glycosylphosphatidylinositol anchor attachment 1. Gene Ontology annotation, cellular component: membrane; GPI-anchor transamidase complex. Gene Ontology annotation, biological process: attachment of GPI anchor to protein. Lineage: Eukaryota; Metazoa; Chordata; Chondrichthyes; Rhinopristiformes; Pristidae. The transcript has 13 exons. The coding region runs from base 192 to 2027 and encodes 611 amino acids. The record is from RefSeq and is a predicted model, not a curated record.
CCCCCCCCCCAGCCCCCCUCCCUCGCUGCAGAGACGGGCUGACUCCUCAGUCUCCGCAGGCAGUCGGCCGUGCCCACGGCACGUCCCCUCUCUGAUGGUCACAGACCGGAGCGCCAGCACUGUCCACAGCGUGCGUGGUGUGGGAUCAAGGUCGGCUCUUCGCCCUGCGCCGUCUCACGUGAGGGAGAAGGAUGGGGCUGCUCUCGGACCCCAGCCGCAGGCAGGUCCUGACAGACCUCAUCACCAGGAUGAGCGCGCCGUUGUGCCUCCUAUGCUACGCGGCUGGGAUCACCUGGUUCUUGGGCCUGGCCUUCGAGCCCUUCAUUCUGCGGAUGUACAUGUCGGAGAAUGCCAUGGGCUCCACCAUGGUGGAUGAGAACUUUGUGUACGGAGACAGGGCCCUCUCGUACGCCCGGGAGUUUUCAGGGCACCGGAAACGGGCAGGGGGCAUGCCUGUGGACUGGCUUCUGAAGACCAUGACUGGCCUGGGACUGGAGACCCACACCCACGGCUUCUCGCGCACCCUGCCCUUCCCGGAUGAGAUACGGGAGAGAUACAUGGUGAAAGGUACCAACGUCUACGGGAUCCUGCGAGCGUCAAGGGCAGCGAGCACGGAAUCCAUCGUUCUGAGCACCCCGGUUGAAAUGAAGCAGAACAGCCAAGCAGCAGGCCUGCUCCUGGCUCUGGCUUCCUACUUCCGAGGUCAGGUCUACUGGGCCAAGGACAUUAUCUUCCUCUUUAACGAGCAUGACAUGAUUGGGAUGGAAGCCUGGCUUGAGGCGUACCAUGACGUCAACGUGACAGCCAUCAGCUCGUCGGUGAUGCAGGGACGGGCUGGAGCCAUCCAGGCCGCCGUUACCGUGGAGAUCAGCAGCGACGUGGUCACCAGCUUCGACAUCAGUGUAGAGGGGCUGAAUGGCCAGCUGCCCAACCUCGACCUGGUCAACCUCUUCUCUUCCUUCUGCCAGAAGAACGGAGUCCUCUGUACGAUCCAGGGCAAGUUACCGCGGACAGACGGAGACACGCUGGAGGGUUACUUGCACUCCCUCCACACCAUGCUGCUGAUGGUGCUGAAACAGGGCUCGGGGAAGGCGCAGGGAGAUCACGGGCUCUUCCUGCGCUACCACAUCGAGGCGGUGACCAUCCGGGGGAUCAACAGCUUCCGUCAGUACAAGUUCGACAUGGUGACCGUCGGCAAGGUGUUUGAGGGAAUCGUGCGGAAGUUGAACAACCUGCAGGAACGGUUACACCAGUCGUACUUCUUCUACCUGCUGCCGUCCCUCUCGCGCUUCGCCUCCAUCGGAUACUACAUGCCCGCGUUCAUCUUCCUGCUCCUCAUCCUGCUGCUGAGAGCUCUCGACUUGUGGAUCAAACUGUCGAAGGCGCCGGCCUGCCCCAAGGACUGUGUGGAGGAGGACGCCAGGCCCGGAUUCCUGACCAUCCUGAUACCCAUCUUCAUCUGCCAUGCCAUGGGGCUGGCGCUGUACUACGUGCCCCUCCUGUGCCAGGGCACCGCCACCGACCACUUCCCCGUGUCCGAGACCGAGGCCGUGGUGCUCACCUCCAUCGCCAUCUACGUGGCUGGGCUCGCCCUGCCGCACAACACACAGAGGGCGCUCCCGAUGGAGCUGACGGACUGCGGCUGGAUGACUCUGAAGCUGAUCGCCGUUCUCUACCUGGCUCUGCUCCUGGGCAGCAUCACCCUCAUCAACUUCUCGCUGGGCUUCAUCCUGGCCGUCACACUGAUCCCCGCCGCCGCCUUGGCCCAGCCUGCGCCCUACAAGUUGCCGAGCGCGCUGCUGCUGGUGCUGCUGUCUCCGCCGGUGGUGGUGACCCUGUGCAUCUUCCUGUACCACGAGCUGUCCGAGUACCCGGUGUCGGUGCUGGAGUGCUGGCAGCUCUUCCUGAAGGCCGUGGCCGACUCCAUCCUCGACCACCACCUCUACGGCUCCAUCGUCUACCCCUUCCUCGUGCUGCUGGUCCACCCCUGCUGGCUGCUGCUCUGGAAUGUGGUCUUCUGGAAGUGAGGGCAGCUGGGACACCCCCCCCGGACCCUCUCCCUCCCAGGGCCGUGACCUCUGGACCACCCCCCCGGCCCCUGAUGGACCAUCCUCAUGGGGAUGAAGGGGGGAGAUGGGGACACCACUGAGGGGGAGUCAGAGGUAGCUGGCAGUGGGUUUAUUGGAAGAGACACUCACUAGCCGGGCUCAGAGGGAGGGGGUGGACAUGAGGGGUCCUGAACCCCCAGGUUCACCAGAGCCUCUGUCACCACAGAUUUCACAGGGGUGUCUCUGACUCCCUGGCAGCCUGGCCCGGGUACGGGGGGUGCUGAGGGAGCCCCCGCUGGCCCAGGUCUGAGGGCGGGGUAUGGGGUGAGUGGGGGCUGAGGGAGCCCCCGCAGUGAGAGCUUGGUGUCCCGGCUCCUGACACCGCUGUUGGACCAGGUUCGGACGGAGUCUCUCCGCCCCGUUCCCUCCGGUGUUGAAGCAGAUUUUGUGUACAGUCAUCGGCAAACACCGAAUUAAAUCAGAUCUGUGUCCA